CUUGUCAUUAACGGUACCGAUAUCGAGUAAGCCCAUUACCCCGACUCACAGCGAACUCAAAGAGCUGUACAAAACACUCGAGCGGGAAAAGUCACACUCGAAACACACUUGAACAGUCCGUACGAUAUCCUGCUCGACGAGCACAACCAACAACCCAUAGUCCAAUCAUGGCACCGUUCACAAAACCUGAGGCCGUGCUCAAACAAGCAGAGGGCCUCGUCUCUGUCGGUCAGUCUCAUGCAGCUCUUCAGUCGCUCGUAGAGAUGUUCUCUUCAAAACGCUUCCGCUCGACACCUCUCACUACACUCGAGCCAAUCGUGAUCCGCUUCGUGGAGCUUUGCGUCGACAUGCGUAAAGGCCGCACUGCCAAAGAGGGCCUGAUGCAAUACAAGAAUAUCGCUCAAAAUUCGAGCGUCGGAAGCAUUGAGGUUGUCAUCAACCGGUUUAUUCAGCUCUCAGAUGCAAAAGUCUCCGAGGCGCAGGAGAAAGCGGACAAAGUCACCGGACCUGUCGAUGUCGACGAUCUUGAGGCAAGCGAAACGCCUGAGAGCAUUCUCCUCGGCGCGGUUAGUGGUGAUCAGAGCAAGGACCGCACGGAUCGUGCACUCGUCACGCCCUGGCUCAAGUUCCUGUGGGAGAGCUAUCGUACAUCACUCGAGACUCUCAAGAAUAAUGCUCGGCUAGAAGUCAUCUAUCAGCAAGUUGCGCAGCAAGCUUUCCGUUUCUGCCUAAAGCACCAACGGAAGGUCGAAUUCCGGAGACUUUGUGAAACUCUUCGACUGCACCUUUCCAAUGUCGCAAAAUAUGCGCAUCAAACACAUGCUAUCAACCUAUCGGAUGCGGAGACACUGCAACAUCAUCUUGACACUCGGUUUGCUCAGCUUAAUACCUCCGUCGAACUCGAGCUUUGGCAGGAGGCAUUCCGCAGUGUCGAAGAUGUGCACAAUCUGCUCACAAUGGCAAAAAAGGCUCCCCGUCCGGCGAUGAUGGCGAACUAUUAUGAAAAGUUGACUAAGAUUUUCUUGAUGAGCGGAAAUGCUCUCUAUCAUGCCGCUGCAUGGGGUCGGUACCACGCAAUUGUUACCAGCAUUGGGGGAAAGAGCGAAGAGGAGAUGACGAAACUCGCCGGUCAAGUACUCGUCAGUGCCUUGGCCGUCCCUGUUGGCCUACAAAAUGAAGAUGAGGAUGGCAAAAGCAAGACAUCGCGCCUUACUGCUCUUCUUGGUCUCACCAGAGCACCUACUCGCGCCGGGCUGAUCAAAGAUGCCCUUUCCCGUGACGUCCUCCGUCUUUCCCCAGCACCCAUCAAGUCUCUGUACACGCUCCUUGAAGCUUCAUUCGACCCCUUGACGCUUUGCUCCUCCACCGCCCCGCUUCUCGCAGAACUGUGUGCACCGGACACACCAUACUUUGGCUACCGUUCCCUCCUGGAACGUGCAUUGCUCUCCCGCCUGCUCGCACAGCUUUCUCAAGUUUAUUCCACGCUUACUAUCACCUCGCUCCUUGAACUAGUCUCUCCCCUCGAGGGCCUCGGCCCAGAGCAGGUAGAGGCGUUCCUCAUGGGUUGUGCACGUCGCGGUGAACGCAGUGUGUAUGUCGACCACGCCACUGGCACAAUCACCUUCAUCGACGAGGGUUUCGUAGUCAGCUCCGAGGACCCCAUCCCGUCCACGAGUACCAACUCAGAAGCAAGCAUCCAGCCCAGCGCUGCAGAGCUCGUGCGCACACGGCUGAGCACGCUCGCAGUGACAUUGCAUAAUUCCCUUGCGGUUCUGUACCCCCCGCCCCAACUCUCUCCCGAGGAAGAGGAAGCUGCACAGCAUGUCAAAUUUGUGGAGCUUGUCGCGGCUGCGAACGCUGAGCGGCAUGCGCUAUCGCUCCGUCGUGCGCUCGUUGCUCGUCGCCGCGAGCUCCUCUCUGAGCUCUCCGCUCGUAAGGAGAAGGAGGAGGCCAGCCGUCGUGCGGAAACGACGCGACGCGAGAAGGACGAGGAGGUGCGACGCGCCAAGCUCGAGAUAGCCAAGAAGGAACGGGAACGCGCACAGAAGGAGGUGGAUUCUAUUCGUGCGGAGGAAGCCAAGAAGCUCGCACAAACACUGAUCAAGAAGGGCAACUUGAAAGUGUCGGUGGACGAAAUGGAAGAUCUAUCGACAGAUUCACUCAUGCGCAUGCAAGUCGAGCAAUUCGAACGCGAGAAGAAAGAGCUCAAUCAGCGUUUGCGCACCGCUGCCAAGCGAAUCGAUCACAUCGAGCGUGCGUACCGCAAAGAAGAGCGGCCGCUGCUUGCAGAGGACUACGCGGAACAGCAAGCCACCGACCGCACAAUCUUCGAAACGCUUCAGCGCUCGCGCAUUGAGGGUGCUCGCCAGGCGUUCCAGGAGGACAUGAUAUCCAAGAAACGCUUGAGCCGCAUGAUGCAGGAUUAUCAACAGAGAAAAGAGUUCAUCAUCGCACAGCGAAGUGAAGAGCACACAGCCAAACUCGCGGAGUCACACAAGAGAAUCGAGGAGGAGAAGGAGAAGAUGCGGGCUGCACAUCAGAAGAUGAGAGACGAAGAAGAACAAGAGCGUCUUGAGGCUGAGAGAAUUCGCAGGGAGCAGGAGGAAGAAGAAGCUCGAUUAGAAGCUGGUGAGUGGACUUGAUCGCAUAUAGUCGUUUCCUCAUGUUUCUUCAGAGCGCCACGCAGCCGAGGAAGAGGCCGAGGCCAAGGAACGGGAAGAGAAAGAGAAAGCCGCCGAAGCACGUAGGAAACGGGAAGAAGAGCGUGCCAAAACUCAAGAGGAGGCAAGGAAACGUGCCGAACGCGAGGCUGAGGCUGAAGCACAUGCCGCUCAACGCCGCGCGGAACAGCGCAAUCAACUAGCAGCGCAACCAGCGCAACCAGCGCAGCCCCAAGGAGCUUGGCGACGUGGAGGAGCGCCCUCUGCGCCCACCCGUGCUACCGCCGCUAUAUCCACACCACCACGGGUUGAAAGCCCUCUGCCUGCUCCUGCUCCUGCUCCUGCUCCUGCUCCUGCUCCUGCUCCUGCUCCUGCUG
Molecule: messenger RNA, 3037 nt
Organism: Suillus plorans
Lineage: Eukaryota; Fungi; Basidiomycota; Agaricomycetes; Boletales; Suillaceae
Exons: 4
Coding region: 168-2642 (824 amino acids)
Biological process (GO): translation reinitiation; formation of cytoplasmic translation initiation complex
Cellular component (GO): eukaryotic translation initiation factor 3 complex, eIF3e; multi-eIF complex; eukaryotic translation initiation factor 3 complex, eIF3m
Molecular function (GO): mRNA binding; translation initiation factor activity
Source: RefSeq, a predicted model, not a curated record